Talaromyces stipitatus ATCC 10500 is the source of this 934-nucleotide messenger RNA. RefSeq names its product proteasome component Pre1, putative. The record is from RefSeq and is a predicted model, not a curated record. Gene Ontology annotation, cellular component: nucleus; cytosol; proteasome core complex, beta-subunit complex. The transcript has 5 exons. Lineage: Eukaryota; Fungi; Ascomycota; Eurotiomycetes; Eurotiales; Trichocomaceae. Gene Ontology annotation, molecular function: peptidase activity. Bases 204 to 815 code for a protein of 203 amino acids. Gene Ontology annotation, biological process: proteasomal protein catabolic process.
GACGUAGCUCUGCUAGGCGUCAAGCUCACGCGGUAACUCUCAUUCCAUCAGCUUCUCAUUCAACCCAUUUCACAGAUUCUAUCUUGCCAAUUUCUGCGGAUAAUUUGAUCUCGGUUACUCCGCUUAUUCAGGAAUAAAGCGAUCCGGCCCUGUUUGUAUCUCGACCAAGCUGUUAGAACGUCAAGAACCGAAUUACAAUCCCAAUGGAGGUCUUACUCGGAAUCACGGGAAAAGACUUUGUCAUCAUCGCAGCUUCCAAAGCUGCCAUGAGAGGCCCAACUGUCCUCAAGGCUACAGAUGACAAAACCCGAAACCUGAGCCAGCACACCCUAAUGGCGUUUUCCGGCGAGCCCGGUGAUGGAGUGCAAUUUGCCGAAUACAUUCAGGCCAACGUACAGCUAUAUUCGAUGCGCAACGACUCGGAACUCAGCCCAGCUGCCGUCGGAAACUUUGUGCGAGGGGAGCUUGCACGGGCUUUGCGCUCCCGAAACCCAUAUACUGUCAACUUGCUGCUCGGUGGUGUUGAUGCUAUUACCAACACUCCCAGUCUUUACUGGGUAGACUACCUGGCAUCCCUCGCCCAGGUUCCAUAUGCCGCACAUGGAUAUGCCCAAUAUUACUGCCUAUCAAUUCUUGAUAAACACCAUCACCCAGAUAUCGAGUUAGAGCAAGGCUUGAAACUCUUGAACCUUUGCACGGACGAAUUGAAGCGAAGAUUACCCAUUGAUUUCAAAGGAGUUCUAGUCAAGGUUGUCACGAAGGAUGGAAUUCAGGAAAUCGAUUACGAUAAUGAAAGGAAAGUGGCGAUUGCAUAAUGAUUAUCAAUCCUGCCUGGUGCAGCGUUGUAUCAUAGCAUUACACUGUUCUUAGGAUACAAAGUUAGAGAUAAUCUUUUCCUUGUUAUGACGAACUACUUGAAGUUUCUAUAUCACUC